This is a messenger RNA of Eutrema salsugineum, 731 nucleotides long. RefSeq names its product ethylene-responsive transcription factor RAP2-9. Lineage: Eukaryota; Viridiplantae; Streptophyta; Magnoliopsida; Brassicales; Brassicaceae. Gene Ontology annotation, molecular function: DNA binding; DNA-binding transcription factor activity. The transcript has a single exon. The record is from RefSeq and is a predicted model, not a curated record. Gene Ontology annotation, biological process: regulation of DNA-templated transcription.
AUGGAGGUUGAAUACUAACGAAACCUAGACCAACCUAUGGAGAAAAAAGGACAGGUCAUCAACGAGAAGCGUAAGUGGAAUCCGAUGAACCCUAAAGAGAGGCGGUACAAAGGGAUAAGGAUGAGGAAGUGGGGGAAGUGGGUGGCUGAGAUAAGAGAGCCCAACAAGCGAUCACGGAUCUGGCUUGGUUCUUACACGACCGCAGUUGCCGCAGCACAUGCUUAUGACACUGCCGCGUUUUACCUACGUGGUCCCUUGGCUAGGCUCAAUUUCCCCGGACAGGUUUUACAUGACGGAAACGGCAGUGGCGGCGUAGGAAGAGACAUGUCUCCGACGUUUAUACGGCAGAAGGCGGCGGAGGUGGGAGCUAGAGUCGACGCAGAGCUUCGGUUGGAGGAUUCCGGAUCAGUGGAAAAACCAGACGUGAAUAUGUUGCCGGAGGCUGGGAGAGUCUGAGAGGCAAAUAGAUUGUGAUUUAUACGUUGUAGUUUAGAGGUUGCGGAUGUUGGGAGACAAGAGUCAAAACAGAGGUCCUUACUUCUGACUCAGAAGAGGAAUACUGCAUAGUUUGAUAUUUUGUUUUAUGACUUAAUAUAAUUUUUACAAACGCUAUCGCUCUGCUUAAUCGUAGAUUCAUGGUUUCUCCAUUUCUAAGAUUUUGGAGCAUUAUUUGGAGGUGAUCGAGAAAGGGUUUAAGAAUUUGGGAAAAAAUUAUUAGGAAGAAGAAGAUA